Molecule: messenger RNA, 1460 nt
Organism: Physella acuta
Lineage: Eukaryota; Metazoa; Mollusca; Gastropoda; Physidae
Product: serine protease HTRA2, mitochondrial
Biological process (GO): programmed cell death; positive regulation of apoptotic process; proteolysis
Molecular function (GO): protein binding; serine-type endopeptidase activity
Source: RefSeq, a predicted model, not a curated record
AUUUUUAAGUGAACUGUCUGAUGAUUUUGUUUUUACAUCGUCCUUACAAAUGGGUAUAUUACGGUUUUUUUGUAAGUCAUCAUUAGGAUUUUAAAGAAUGAAUAUCAUUGGUAAAAGAAUACGGACUGUUUAUCCAACAGUCAUAGGAAGUCGUGAGACAAUUUUUACUCUAAUAUCGAAAAGAAAGUCAACUUCAUUUCAUCAUGAAAACACAAAAGCUAAGAAUUCUUUUUUUGGCAUUUUAAAACCAAAAGAAAACAAAAUCGUAUUUAGACCGCAAGUUUUGCUGUAUCCAAGCAAUAUAGCAGGGGCAUACAGAAAAUCGAUUUCUCAUGUUACUUUGCGUUUAAGUGCACUACAGCAGCUUGAUAACAAAUCAAUCAGAAAUAAGCUUUUGAAAUUUUUAGCUUAUAUAUUUGCGGGUGUAGGCACAUUUUAUGUGACCAAUGGCUCCCUACAAGCAGCAGUCCCUGCCAGUAUAUCACAGCGCAAUUUCAUCGCAGAUAUUGUUGAAAAAGCUGGACCAGCUGUGGUUUUUAUUGAGAUAAAGGGCAGACACCCUGUGAGUGGCAAGAGAGUGACUUUUGCAAACGGCUCUGGAUUCAUUGUGCGCCAGAAUGGCCUCAUCUUAACCAAUGCUCAUGUGGUGGCCAACAAAUCCAAAGUUAGUGUUAAGCUUCACGAUGGCUCAACCUAUGAGGGGACAGUGACUGCUGUUGAUCCUGUCUGUGACCUGGCCACAGUCAAGAUAGAAACCGAGAACAAACUUCCUGUGAUUCCACUGGGCAAGUCCUCAACCAUAAGACCUGGUGAGUUUGUGGCAGCUAUGGGCAGCCCCUUGUCCCUACAUAAGACUGUGACUAUCGGUAUUGUAAGCAGCCACCUCCGCGGCAGUAGGGAGCUGGGCAUGAACAACAAUGACAUGGAGUACAUACAAACUGAUGCAACUAUCGGAUUGGGUAAUUCAGGUGGACCUCUGGUUAAUCUGGAUGGAAGAGCUAUCGGCAUAAAUACCUUAAAGCUGACUGAGGGAAUAUCCUUUGCCAUCCCAUCAGACUAUGCUCUGCCCUUGCUAGAGAAGGCUGAUUCUUUGGCAAGUAAAGCUGGUGCCAACAAAAAGCCCAACUACCUUAAUAAUGGCAAAGAGACAUCAAAACGUAGAUAUAUGGGCAUCACCAUGCUGCCACUUACUGCUCCCAUCAUCCUGGAGCUGAAGGAGAAGAUCCAGGAAUUCCCAGAGAUCACUGGGGGAGUGUACAUCCACAAAGUUGUUGUUAGUUCACCAGCUUAUGUUGGUGGACUCCAUGCUGGGGACAUCAUUGUUGAGAUCAAUGGGGCCAAGAUUGUGACGGCCACAGACGUGUACAACAUGGUGGAGAAGUCUGACAUGCUGCGGGUCACUGUCAUCAGGGGCAGACACACUGAGAGGUUCUCCGUGGUAACAGAAGCUCUCUGACCCC